Arachis stenosperma is the source of this 852-nucleotide messenger RNA. RefSeq lists its product as uncharacterized. Lineage: Eukaryota; Viridiplantae; Streptophyta; Magnoliopsida; Fabales; Fabaceae. The transcript has 3 exons. The record is from RefSeq and is a predicted model, not a curated record. Bases 1 to 852 code for a protein of 283 amino acids.
AUGGAGAACAACCUUACUUCUACCUUAAACGGUCUGAAUUUUACUUUACAAGCUCUCAUCUCACAAAUUGGAUCACUGAAUACCUCUAACAAUCAACCAGCCAGCUCAAAUGCACUUCCUUCUCAACCUUUACACAACCCCAAAGGAGGAAUCAAUGCCAUUACUUUGAGGUCCGGGACUACACUGCAAGAGAGGAAUCAGGAGGAGCCAAUCCCACAAGAAUAUGCCCCAAUUGAGGACAUGGUUGAAGUGGAGGAUGUUGAAGAGGAAGAUAAAGUACAAGACAUGGUUGAGGAAGAAGCAACUCAACCAGAGAAUAGCGCAUCCAAGAUAACUGAAGCUACCAGAGAUGCCAUCCCUAUUCCAUUUCCACACCUUGCACAGAAGCCCAGAAAGCAGAUGGAACUUGACACAAAAAUGGAUAAGAUUAAUGAAUUAGGAACUAUUCCUUUAGGUAGUUCUAUAUCUGCUUUAAUGAGGGAUAUAACUGAAAAAUGUAGCGAUCCAGAUAAAAGCAUUAUUAUAGUGGUUGGAAUUGCUGAGGACGUGCUGGUGAGCAUUAAGGGGCUCACAUUUUCCAUUGACUUCUAUAUCUUGGAGAUGGCCCAAAAUGACUCAGGAAGGCCGUCAUCCAUCUUGCUCGGAAGACCAUUCCUGAAAACCUCAAAGUUCAAGCUGGAUGCAUUCUUAGGAACCUAUUCCUGUGAGAUAGACGGUCGAGCAGUGCGCUUCAACCUGACUGAAGUUAUGAAGCACCCUCUGGAAGACCAUUCCAUCUUCCAAUGCAACAUCAUUGAUGAGACCUUAGCUGCAGUUCACCAAGAAGAAGUAGCGGAAAGGCACAGGGAGUAA